Molecule: messenger RNA, 1161 nt
Organism: Colletotrichum godetiae
Lineage: Eukaryota; Fungi; Ascomycota; Sordariomycetes; Glomerellales; Glomerellaceae
Exons: 4
Coding region: 1-1161 (386 amino acids)
Source: RefSeq, a predicted model, not a curated record
AUGAGCAUCAACACAAGUCCGAUCGGAGCGGCGCCGCCACCGCCCGGGGAGACGCCCAACUUUGACAAUCCCCGUGACGCCGGGCAUAUGCUCCACAUGGUGUACAUGAUUCUCGUACAGAUUGUUGUCGUGGUUUUCUUCGCCUUGCGGGUCUACGUCAAACUGGAGUUGCCUAGUUGGAUGGGUAAGCUUACGGCGUCUGAGCUAGAUAACUUGCGGGUCCUGACUUGGCUGUAUAUCAGCUCGCUCCUGUAUUCGCCGGCAGCCUUUUUCACCAAAACGGCCCUCCUGCUUCUUACCGUUCGCGUUUUCUCCGUCGACAGGACCGUUGCCCGGAUACUGCAUGCUCUUUUGGCAUUCUUUCUCUUGUGUUAUAUACCAGCACAAGUCGCAAAGACUCUCGUUUGUAUCCCAGUUCAGGCAUUUUGGGACACGACGGUUGUCAACUUCAAGUGCAUCGACCAGACUAAGCUUUUCUUGUACGACGGCUCCAUCUCAAUCAUGUCAGAUCUGAUGAUCUUGGUUGUUCCCAUCCCUUUGACUUGGGCUCUGCGGGUGUCGUUUGCCAGAAAGGUGAAGGUGAUGGCACUUCUAGGUGCGGGCGGUGUAGCUUUUGCCGUGACGGUGUAUCGUGUAUACCUUACCACAAAGUUCGGAGACACCAAAGACCCGACUGUGGAUUUCAUUCCUCUUGACUGGACUGUGACUGGAGAGCUCGCCAUUGGUCUGGUUUGCGCUUGCUUUCCUUCAAUCAACCAUCUUCUCGAGCGGCGCAGCGCUACGAGAGUAUCGUCUAAUUCUUCCACGGCAGGAAUUUCUUGGUGGAGGAAAGCAUCGAAAGACUGUCUUGACUCUCUGUCAUCUUGGGGGAUGAAUCGUCGGUCCGAGCUAGCGGCGGGGAACAGAACGAGACUCCAAAACACGACAGCAGAUUCGAAUGCAAGACUUGCGUCGACUCCCGGAAGCACCCCAGGCACAGAAAGGGAUGAGCCGCAGCAGUCGGACUAUGACAUUGAACUGGCCGUGAUUUCGAUGCCACCAAGCGAGCCUCAUCCGGGAAACUUGGUAACGACGAGGGUGGGCAGCCGUAACGACGACCUGUUAAACCCUCUACCAGUCAUUCGACGCAGCAGUCCUUUCAGAAUCGAAGGCCCGUCUUGA